UCCCGCCUCAUUUGCAUGGCUCUUAUUACGGCCGUGCCUCGCUCCCGCCGCGCUGACACCGCCGGGCUGAGCGCGGAGUCGCCUCCGCCAACGGAAGCGCACUUCCGUUAUCUGCGCGCCCGCGCCCCCUCCUCAGCUCGCUCUCUCUGGAUGUUUAAGGCGAGGAUGAACAAACAGGUCCAGCCCGAGCGCAAAGUGUCGGUGGUGGCCCCCUUGCCGGACCGCGCGGGGCCGCCGCCGCCGCCGAAGAAGGACGUGGAGCUGAUCCUGGUGAAGGAGCACAACGGGGUGCAGUACACCAGCAGCAGCCUCCUGCCCACUGCCCCCGCGCCGCGGGGCACCCAGGACAGGGAGACCUGGGGCAAGAAGAUCGACUUCCUCCUCUCCGUCAUCGGCUUCGCCGUGGACCUGGCCAACGUCUGGCGAUUUCCAUACCUCUGCUACAAAAAUGGAGGGGGUGCUUUUCUUAUUCCCUACAUCCUCUUCUUAAUCAUUGCUGGAAUGCCCUUGUUCUAUAUGGAAUUAGCACUGGGACAAUAUAACCGAGAAGGGGCUGCCACUGUUUGGAAAAUCUGUCCAGUUUUCAAAGGUGUAGGCUAUGCAGUGAUACUCAUAGCUCUUUAUGUGGGUUUCUACUACAACGUUAUCAUAGCUUGGUCUCUGUAUUAUCUAUUUUCAUCAUUCACAUUUGAGCUCCCUUGGACAAACUGCCACAACAGCUGGAACAGCCCAAACUGUACAGAUCCAAAACUCUUCAAUGCAUCAGUGCUUGGCAAUGGUACUAAAUACUCCAAGUACAAGCUCACUCCUGCAGCUGAAUUUUAUGAGCGAGGAGUUCUGCACCUGCACGAGAGCCGUGGGAUCCAUGACCUUGGCUUGCCUCGCUGGCAACUUGCCCUCUGCCUCUUGGUGGUGGUAAUCAUUCUUUUCUUUAGUCUGUGGAAAGGCGUGAAGACUUCAGGAAAGGUUGUUUGGAUAACAGCCACUUUGCCUUAUGUUGUAUUAUUUGUCCUAUUAAUACAUGGAAUAACCCUGCCUGGUGCAUACAAUGGAAUAAAUGCAUACCUGCAUAUAGAUUUCAGAAGAUUAAAAGAAGCCACAGUAUGGAUUGAUGCAGCUACUCAGAUAUUUUACUCCUUAGGAGCUGGGUUUGGUGUUUUAAUUGCAUUUGCCAGUUACAAUAAGUUUGACAACAACUGCUACAGGGAUGCUUUGCUGACUAGCACCAUUAACUGUGUCACAAGCUUCAUCUCAGGAUUUGCCAUUUUCUCCAUAUUGGGCUACAUGGCUCAUGAGCACAAAGUUAAAAUUGAGGAUGUAGCUACUGAAGGAGCUGGUUUAGUUUUCAUCCUGUACCCAGAGGCAAUUUCAACUCUUUCAGGAUCUACAUUUUGGGCUGUGGUGUUCUUCAUCAUGCUCCUUACACUUGGUAUCGACAGUUCUAUGGGUGGGAUGGAGGCUGUCAUCACUGGCUUGGCAGAUGAUUUCCACCUUCUGAAGCAGCACAGAAAGCUUUUCACCUUUGGUGUUUCUUUUGGCACUUUCCUACUUGGUCUUUUUUGCAUUACCAAUGGUGGAAUUUAUGUGCUCACACUUCUGGACACAUUUGCAGCUGGGACUUCAAUAUUGUUUGCAGUUCUAAUGGAGGCAAUUGGAGUUUCCUGGUUUUAUGGUGUAGACAGAUUCAGCGAAGACAUCCAACAAAUGAUGGGCUUCAAACCAGGCCUCUACUGGAGACUGUGCUGGAAAUUUGUUAGUCCUGCUUUUUUAUUGUUUGUUGUGAUAGUCAGCAUAAUAAAUUUCAAACCUCUGACCUAUGAUGACUACACCUUCCCUCCAUGGGCAAACCGCAUUGGCUGGGGAAUAGCAUUAUCCUCCAUGAUCCUUGUGCCUGCCUAUAUCAUCUAUAAAUUUAUGAAUGUGCGUGGGACCUUUAAAGAAAGACUAGCUUACUGCAUCACGCCUGAAAACGAGCACCAACUCGUGGCCCAAGGAAAUGUCAGGCAGUUUAAGCUCCAACACUGGCUAGCAAUAUGACAACCAACAGAUCAAGGAAAAAGCCCACAUUCAGCUAAACUGAGAAUACAGAAAAGUCAAGUUCAAAGCUCCCUCACUUAUGCUUGGGCCAGGCUGGCCCAGAGCUUAUCUACUGACUCCAUGAGGGAAGACAUCUGCUCUCUGUUGUCAAUGCCUCCCUUCUAUUACUUGGCUUCAAAUAAUCUUUAAAGACUCCAUUUAAGUUUUCUUGCAUCCUUUGGUGCCAUGAGAUCCCUACAUGACCAAAACUUGUGAGUUUUGCUAUAGGCAGUAGAGGAGGGGGGAGCAGAGGAAAAGAACAAUCAGCAAAAAUUAAGUGCUUUUUUAUUGUGAAGACGUGAAUUAAACUUCUCUGACAGUAAUAACUUCUUCAGAUAUUCAUGCCACAACCUAUUUUAAACCAAAACCACCUGAGUGCUGUCAGAUCUAAGGAAAGAAUACACCUCAGUUAUGACAAAAGAGCAAUUUUAACUAUGUCCUCAUGUCAUUAGCUUUCUUGCCAUACUGUCCUUUGGGAUGUGAGUUUGCAUCCUUCUGAAGUGAAGACUCAGUGCUUCAUUUUCAGUGGUUUGUUAUUAGUUCGUUCUCUUGGUGAAGAACAUUGUCUUUGCUGUACAUAUCUAUGCCAUUUUCUGACCAGUUUAAUUACACUGAAGCUGAAGGGCAGCAGGAAGAGAAUUCCUGUUAGGUUACUAGUGCAGAACACAGCUUAAUAUCACAGUGUACUUCAUGAAAGAGAUAUUCCCUUAUAUCAUCAAUUGGAAUGGCUUUAUCAUAUGAUCCACACUCUGCAGACUUUUCCAGCUAAGCAUGAAAGUUACAUCCAAAUAGACAGACUCUCCUAUUUUUGUUGUAUUUUGUUCCAAAUAAAGAAUGUAAAAUACAUAAGUGAUAAUUUAAAAAUUAUAUAAUUACCAAGUGGCACAAAAAACCAAAUUCACAAAUUACCCUGCUGUGAACAUAUUAUAAUUUAACCAGGAUUCACCUACCAAAACAUAGUAAGAUUUUGUUGAAUAACUUAAUUAUAUAUCAGGCACAGUCAGCUCUCUAAACCUAUUCCCAAUCUGUUCUCUAGUAGUAUUAUGCAAAGUAGAAGAUACAGAACAAACUCUGCUUUUGGGUGCUGUUCUUAUUCUGUGGUCACUUGUCACUGUAGUACCUUCCAAGUGAUCACUACAUUCAGUAGCUUUGAAUUAGUUCUUGUGAUUAUUUAUCACUAGGUCUACAGUAAUUUUCUGAGGCAGUAGCUUCUCCGCUGGAUCCAACACAGUUUACCUCUGGACAUUACCUCUGGUGUUUUUUGUCUCUAUACAUUCAGUUGAGCUUGUCUUUUAAAUGUAUGUAGUGCUUCCUCUUUUUUAAAAAAAAGACCAUUUCAAUGGAUCUUUUUUAUUUAUGAAACAAUUUUUGUUGAGUUGUUUUCUUUUUUAAAAUAGCCAAGUUUUAAAGUGCCAAGUGCUUUGGGGCUUUUUCUAUUUAACAUCGAUUUCUGUUCAAAAUAAUGAAAGGGAAAUUUCUCUCCUUAUUCAUUCUUUUCCUCCAAAUAUUCAAUACUUCAGAGCAAAUCAAGUGUUGUCCUUCUCUUGAAGAGUCUCUGUGACAAACAGUUUUAUUUAAAUAGGGAUUUGAACCCAAAGAAUACUUUCUUCUAAUUAUAAAGGAAGUUUUAUUUUCUGGCCCCAGUGAUGGCCAACAGCUGCUUAAACCUCAUUAUUAAAUAUAUUUCAAUAAUAAAGGAAUUCCAAAUGUUGCAGUUCUAAUGCUGUAAUUACACAAGAGGCUAAAUAGUGAAAAUAUGUUGAAGGCUUUGAAAAAAUCAUCCCACCAACUUCUCAGUUAAUCUCAUUUUUAUUGCUUGCCAAACAUCAUGAGAAUCUUUCCAUAUUUUUUAGCCUACUUUUCAAAAAUACAGCUGCUUCAGUCACUGUCUUGGCAGGGCUCAAAAGCUUCUCUGCAUAGAUGCAACUACCAAGUUUAGAAACUUCUAGGGGCUGUUUAAUAUGGAGCUUUAAUAGGUUGUCACUUUACACAUUGUUUGGUUGGUUCAUGAUUGGAAAUGCUAAAAAUCUCCACCAAUGUUCAGUUGUGGAGUCCAUCAGCACCAUCCCUACAGCACAACCCAUGCAGGAAAAGUUACAUUUCCUCACCACUCUGCUCUGAUAUAGAAGCAAAGCUACCAUCCAUGGGAAUAAAUCAGCUUUAGCCAGCGUGUUUGAGUUUGAUUGUAUUCUUAAUGUGAACUCCUAAGGCAAUUACCCACUGCAUUAUUUUUAUUUCUGUUACUGUAUAACUUCUUGGGUUUAAUAUAGUAUUUAUAGCUCAGGACUACAUUGCACUUAUUGCCACCUUUUUCUGAGGUUUUCUAGGUAAAGAACUUGCAAUCUUUACUGAAGUCAAAAGUCUUACCAAAGGAAGUAGGGAUCUUAUUACCAGAACUAGCCUGAAUGAAAAUGACAAUACACACUGCAUGACUGCAGAGGCAGACUUUAAAUUCAAGAUAUUGCCCAAAGAAAGUCUCCCUCCAAAUAAUAUGACUUCUGUCCUAAAGACAAAUAUCUUAAAUUCUCCAAAGAAUAAGAUGAUUAACUACCUCGUGCCUCUUGGAUGAUGAAUGAUGCCAUUAGACACAAACUAGCAUCUAUACAAAUGACAAAUACUUCUGUGAAGACCAGGUUAUGUUCAUUUCCUCCACUCAGUGAUAUGGUACAGACAGGCCAAUAAGAAGCCAUAGCAUGGGCACCCACCUCCUCUUACCCACCUGCUUUGGGCCCCCAGGUACAUUUUCAAUAUGGAAAAUAUCAAAUGCCACAGAGAUACUCCUCUCCCUUUGGUUAAAACACCUGUACUUAAAAAACAAGACCAAAGACUCCAGUCAGGUCUUUAUCAUCCAUGUCACUUAACUGCAAGUCUUCCCCUAACUCUAUCUUGACUUUUCAGCCCCGCAGCUCACCCUUUCCCUCAGCUGCACCUGUUUCAAGAGGAGACCCUCUCUGGGGAAUGCCACUCUCCCAGAUAUCCCCAUGGAAUUGUGUGUAUAUUCUGUCUGAGUAGGUAGCCCACUUUUUAAAGAAGAAAAUUUUUGGUACAAGUUGCAGAAUCAUCUGCUUGUUAAUUAUGUUUGUUUUUUGGGUAACAAACCCGUGGAAAGAAUUCAAUGAAGCUGUUAAAGAGCUCAUUUGACAGUUCUAGAAAAUAUUUCCUCAAAAGCCUUUUCUUAAUCUGAUAAAGGAAGCAGCUGUCAUAUAUCAGUAUCUCUCUUCUGAUCUUUCUUUUGACCAGUGAAAAAGACUUGCCUGAUGAUGUUUCAUCAAUCCACAGAAAGUUAGUUAGCACCAAGGAGAGAGACCCUCCAUUCUCUCUUUGUACCCUACCCCGCCGUCAUUCAGCCAGACAAUUCUUCACAUCCUUGGAACUAUUCUAAAGCUACAUUACUAAAACACCACAGAUUUAAAUUUCUGGAAGAAACAGUGGGCCUUUUAGGGCAAUAGUCCAAAAAGCACUAGUACUAUUUAUUAUUGGGCCCCUGUUUGACCAAUACCUUUUUUAUCAGUUCUUGUGCUCAAUCAUGACCUGAGACAUACACCCUGGCAACACUUGAAAGACAUCUUACCAUAGUGAGGGAUUCUGCAGGAUAUCCAGGAUCAAACAUGAUAUUUUAAAUUUAGAAAGUAGGAGAAUUAUUUGGCUGUUACUACUGAGCACAUUCCCUGACUGCAUGUGCAAUGUGUUUUAUGUACUUUUCCCAAAGGAAAUUUCCUGUACUCGGCCAUUUCUUCUCAGCAAAAUACCAUUUAACUGUUACUAUUUAAAAGGGGCAAGCCCAAAUAUUUUUUAUAUACAUUUACUUUUCAUACUAUUGUUUUGACAUAAAUUAAGUGUAUUUUGUACUGUUAGGUUGUAGGAGGCCACAAAGUUAUUUUGCUGUUAAUGUCUCUUUUGCAGUUCUUUCAAUUAAUACAGGAUUAAUUAGCAGAUACUUGCUUUUAUGGGAGUAGAUAGCUUUCAUUCAUAUCCUGGACUGCUUCACUAAAUUUCACAAGGAUUUGGCAAAUGUUCAAGUAUUUCUUUCCUAAGAACCAAAUUAAAACUGUAGUUCAACAAUUUCAAAAGAGGUGAGACUUAAAAAUAUUUUAUUUGCAGUGCCACAUUAAAACAUUUUAAAAUGAGCCUGAAGGACCCAGACAUUAGAAAGCUAUCACAGUUCAACAAAUGACAAUAUAUAACCCUACCUGCAGAAAUUGUGUGAACCCUGAGCCUCUUGGAGCAGUAAACUAGGACUUUUUUGUUCUAACACAGUUCAUUUUCUCAAUACUAGGAAUAUCUGUGGUCCACAGAUCACCUCAUGUAAGAGCCCAAUUUUUUUAAUGUGAAGGCUAACAUGAUGCUUCAGAUUAAACCCCUGAACAACUUGGGAGACUUUCUCAGCUACUUCCUCUGACUCAUAUCCACAUUCCUGUUGGUGACUGUGAGCUUACCUAGAUAAUCAGUGGAAAGUGAUUAAUUUGUACAGUAGUACUGAUCAAAUUUAGACCAAAUUUAGGCGCAUCUAAAUUCAUCAGAGACUACUAAAGAGAGUUGCAUAGGUAAUAAAAGCAUUCAAUCAGUAAAAACAUAACAAGGUAAUACAGUCACUUUUAAGUACAGCAUUUGAUUGGCUUCCUUCACCACUAAAAACCAGAAUGUGCUUAGAGAGAUUGCAGUGACUGUGGGGCUGACAAGCAGAAGCAGGCCAAGGAACUGAAGACUCCAGAUGUGGCAGCAGCUCUCUGGCCACAGAGAGCAGGCACAGACUUCCCAGGGAAGGCUGUGAGAAGAUCAGAGAAAAGAAUGAGAAACAAUUCUGAUCUCCACUUGUUGCACCUGCUGUUGUGCACAUGUGGAAUGUGUCGUGGAGAUUUGUUUACCAAAGGGUGAUUUCUUAACUGGACACUGGAUGGUGUUUGGAUGGAUUGACCAAUUAGGUCAAAGCUGUAUCAAACUGGCUGGAAGAGUAACUGAGUUUCUUAAUAAGUAUAGUAUAAUAUAGUAUAAGAUGAUAAAAAAAAGCAAUUGAUCAGCCUUCUACAAUCAUAGAGCCAAUGCUAAUUAUUACCCGGUUGGGGGCCUGUGGCAACAACCAGAAGGCUGCAAAAGACACAGCUAUGAUUGUGCUCAGUGCAAUUGUGCUCUUAGAAGGACAGGGAGGUCUCUAGAUCUGAGUGGCUGGGAAGAGCAGGGGUUAAAUGGAGAGUUUUAACCCUUGUGUACAUUAACCAUGAACUGCAUUCAUUCCCGUAACAACAGGGGGCCUUUCCUGCCCAAGCACUCGCAGCAAGAUGGAGUCACCCCUGUGCUUUGCUUUCCUCCUUUAAGGCGUUUCUUCAGCUGCUGUACUAAACAUGAGUUGCCUAAUUUCAUUAUAAGGAAACAGAAUAAAUUCAGUGAAUUGAGAGAAUUACUAAGCCUUAAGCUGGCUUUCUUUUGCAGGUGUCAUGUUGUUUCUUGGUCACUGCCAAGAGGCAUUAAGCUUGAAGGUGACCUGCAUCUGUAAUUUACCUUGUACUCUCUGUGAACCUUUCUGCAAGACUUAGCUCUCCUUUGCUAUGGGCAAUAUCAGUUACAAAGGGAGAACCUCCAAACAAUACAUUUUGAAAAUAAAUCCUAGUAGGUCUAAUGAAGAUUUGCCUUACAAAUAAAAGCUUUACAGUAAGCAUUUACUUGGUUUACACCAGUGUUUUACUUAAUUUUUAAUGCCUUUUUAUAGCAGUGACUAGACUUUAACUUCAAUAAGGGUACCUCUGUAUAGGAAAUAUUUUAAUAUUUUUACCAGUUUUUUUAAUUUUCAUAGAAUAUAUGUAUAUUGUAAGGCGAGAAAUUAAACUUUGAUGUAACAAGGUUAUCACACAAGACCUAUCUCUUCAUUACACGAUUUUGUAGUCAGCCAGUCUAGUUCAAUAAUAUGUUGGCCUUUGAUUAUAAAUGUAAAAAUGUGAUACAGGAGAAUAGAACAUGACCUACAGAUAAUGCACAUUGUAGCACAAUAUUCUCCAUUGCUGCCUUAAUCUCAUGGAAUGAAGUCAUGUGUUUUUAAUUUAUAUUCUAAAGACAAACCAAAAAUCCAGAGUACCUUUUGUCUGCAAUUUUGUGUUGUUAGAUGACUUAACAUUGAAGCAAAUGUGUUAGUGUCCAGUAGAUCUACUUCCAAAGCAAGAGAACACUUUGCAGUUUUCAGGAAUAAGUCUUCAUAGGAUCUCUAAACUUGCCACUAGUAAAAAUACUCUCCAAAGUGCCCCAGUGACCAAAAGUUUUCAAACACAGCCACCGCGUUUCCAUGCCCAAUUCCAUUAAUUGUGCAAUCUGCAGGUCAAUUUUGCCUUUUUUUUUUAAGUCUUUGGUUAUCUGGGGGAAAUGGCAUUUCAAAUUUUUUUCGUUAAUUUUUGGGUUUAUUUCCCAAGGGAGACACUUACAUGUCCAUGUGUAUAAUUAGAAACACCUGCAUUUCUUAUAAAUAUGGAUAUGGAUGUGUGUGAUGUGUGCUGGUUAACUAUACUUAAAAUGCUGAUAAAGAUGGUGAAUGUAAAGUAUUUGUCCUCAUACCUCUGUCUUUCUGUGAUCAGUGUAAAUAAGAACUGUUUUAAGCUGUGCAUUAAUGUAACAGAUUAUGCCAAUAUUGUGUAUAAAAUUAUUUAAAUAGAAUCUGAAAAAUAUGCACAUAAAAAGAGUAUAAAGAAAAGGAUUAUGUACCAAGAAUUUACUUCUGUCAAUUAAAAGCUGAAAUGAAA
Messenger RNA from Taeniopygia guttata (zebra finch), 8798 nucleotides. It is a transcript of the gene SLC6A2, whose product is annotated as solute carrier family 6 member 2. The record is from RefSeq and is a predicted model, not a curated record. Gene Ontology annotation, biological process: amino acid transport; dopamine uptake involved in synaptic transmission; sodium ion transmembrane transport. Gene Ontology annotation, molecular function: neurotransmitter:sodium symporter activity; dopamine:sodium symporter activity; norepinephrine:sodium symporter activity. Gene Ontology annotation, cellular component: neuronal cell body membrane; presynaptic membrane; plasma membrane. NCBI's taxonomy places the organism in Eukaryota, Metazoa, Chordata, Aves, Passeriformes, Estrildidae.